Lepidothrix coronata (blue-crowned manakin) is the source of this 1244-nucleotide messenger RNA. RefSeq names its product guanine nucleotide-binding protein subunit alpha-11. Bases 372 to 1094 code for a protein of 240 amino acids. Gene Ontology annotation, molecular function: G protein-coupled receptor binding; guanyl nucleotide binding; G-protein beta/gamma-subunit complex binding. Gene Ontology annotation, biological process: phospholipase C-activating dopamine receptor signaling pathway; action potential; adenylate cyclase-modulating G protein-coupled receptor signaling pathway. The record is from RefSeq and is a predicted model, not a curated record. Gene Ontology annotation, cellular component: heterotrimeric G-protein complex. Lineage: Eukaryota; Metazoa; Chordata; Aves; Passeriformes; Pipridae. The transcript is spliced from 6 exons.
GCCCUUUGUUUGAUUUUGUGAUGCGUUCGCUGUCAAAAUGGAUUUUGACAUAAGCAGGAACUAAGUAGCUGAAAUUCCUGGUUCCGAAGGCGGGCACGCACACACGCGCGUGAAAUUUGUCUCGAGGAAACGGUUCUCGGGGCGUGCUGGCCUUCGUUAGCAUGUGAAAAUUUGCUGAUGGAGUUGAUGGUUUCCAGUAUUGUCGGUGAACUCCUGGGCCUUGAGUGAAAAAUUGGCCUCCGGCCCCUAAGCCACAGAGUUCCACUUGUACAGCCCUGGGAGAGCCGGCAGGGCUGGCAGCGUGGUGUAGUGGUUCUGAAGUGGAAGGAGACAGCACUGGGGAGAGUGGGAAAAGCACAUUCAUUAAGCAAAUGCGUAUAAUUCAUGGCUCAGGCUACUCUGAAGAGGACAAAAAAGGCUUCACCAAGCUGGUGUACCAAAACAUCUUCACUGCCAUGCAGUCUAUGAUAAGAGCCAUGGAAACCCUGAAGAUUCUGUACAAAUAUGAACAGAACAAGGCCAAUGCAGUGCUGAUCCGAGAAGUGGAUGUAGAAAAGGUCAUGACAUUUGAGCAGCCAUAUGUAAGUGCAAUUAAAACAUUGUGGAAUGACCCUGGAAUACAAGAGUGUUAUGACAGGAGAAGAGAAUAUCAGCUUUCUGACUCAGCUAAAUACUAUCUCAGUGACGUGGAUCGUAUUGCUACCCCAGGAUAUCUACCAACUCAGCAAGAUGUGCUACGGGUUAGAGUUCCUACAACUGGUAUCAUAGAGUACCCCUUUGACCUAGAGAAUAUUAUCUUCAGAAUGGUGGAUGUUGGAGGUCAAAGAUCAGAACGAAGGAAGUGGAUCCAUUGCUUUGAAAAUGUGACUUCCAUCAUGUUUUUAGUAGCACUUAGUGAAUAUGACCAAGUUCUGGUGGAAUCGGAUAAUGAGAACCGGAUGGAAGAGAGUAAAGCUCUCUUUCGAACCAUUAUAACUUAUCCAUGGUUCCAAAACUCUUCUGUUAUCCUCUUUCUCAACAAGAAAGAUUUGUUGGAAGACAAGAUCCUGUAUUCCCACCUCGUUGACUAUUUCCCGGAGUUCGAUGGUGAGUGAUUUUUAAGGAGGUACAUUAUAUAUCUAGAAUAAGAUGUGGGGGUGGUUUGGUGAGAACUUUCUUGUUUUCCAAAGAAAAUUAUGAUCUAGAAAUGGAGAAAACAUCUUAAUUUGAGGAAGAAUGCCUACAGCAAUAAAAAAAAUCAUAAA